Molecule: messenger RNA, 3197 nt
Organism: Rosa rugosa (rugosa rose)
Lineage: Eukaryota; Viridiplantae; Streptophyta; Magnoliopsida; Rosales; Rosaceae
Product: probable leucine-rich repeat receptor-like serine/threonine-protein kinase At3g14840
Exons: 24
Coding region: 47-3058 (1003 amino acids)
Biological process (GO): protein phosphorylation
Molecular function (GO): protein kinase activity; protein binding; ATP binding
Source: RefSeq, a predicted model, not a curated record
UUUGGUGGGUUCACAUCACAUCAAUGCAAAGAAUAAAAGGAAGAAGAUGAAGAUGGCAAGUAGAGAUAAGAUGAUCAUAUUGGUUUUCUGCUUCAUAUGCAUAAACUCAUUCAAAGUUGAAGCACAGUCUGCAACUCUUAUUGCUUCAGAAGUGGAAGCUCUGAAAGAAAUAGCUACACAAAUAGGAAAGAAAGAUUGGAACUUUAGCGUCGACCCUUGCAGCAAUGACACGAGCUGGGCCACCCCAAUAUCAGCUGCCAGGCCUCUGUUCAACAACACCGUCACCUGCAACUGCUCCUUCUCCGAUGGUGCAUGCCACGUCACCAACAUCUUUCUUAAAGGGCAAGACCUUGCUGGUGUGCUUCCACCGUCUAUUGCAAAGUUACCCUACCUGAUAAAUGUCGAUUUCACAAGGAACUACCUAAAUGGCAGCAUACCACGAGAAUGGGCAUCGACGAAGUUGCAAUAUCUGUCCAUUACUGUGAACAACUUAUCUGGACCAAUCCCAAGCUACCUGGGAAACAUUACCACUCUAACUUAUCUGAGCAUAGAGAAUAACAUAUUCUCAGGAACUGUUCCUCCUGAGCUUGGAAACUUGGUUAACUUGCAGAAUCUUAUUCUUAGUGCAAACAAUCUCACAGGAGAAUUGCCGGCGGCUCUUAUGAAUCUGACUAAGUUAACAGAACUGAGGAUUAGCAGCAACAACUUCACUGGAAGAAUGCCCGACUUUUUUCAAAGUUGGAAUCAACUUCAGAAAUUAGAGAUCCAAGCUAGUGGUCUACAAGGCCCCAUUCCAUCUAGCAUUUCUGUCUUGAGUAAUUUAACAGAACUAAGGAUCAGCGACUUAAAUGGAGGGGGUUCAGUAUUUCCAAACUUGAGCAAUAUGAUAAGCUUGCAAAGAUUAAUGCUCAGGAGCUGUAACUUAUCUGGACCUAUUCCUUCUGAUUUAUCAGCAAUGUCACAGUUGAAAACAUUAGAUCUAAGCUUCAACAGAUUGGAGGGGAGCAUUCCUGAUUUGGCAGAUCUGACACCCUUGCAGAACUUGUAUCUAACAAGCAACUUGCUUACUGGAUCUAUUCCAGACUGGAUCAAGAGCAGAGAUAAUCGCUACGAGAUAGAUGUUUCUUACAAUAAUUUUUCUGAGAGCUCUGAGUCACCUUCUUGUACAGAAAACCUGAACGUGUUCAAAAGCUUUUCUGCACAUGAUAACUCAUUAUAUGCAGAGUGCCUGAAGAGCUCUCCAUGUCCAAAAGAUCAGUACUCAUUGCAUAUCAAUUGUGGUGGUAAAGCAACCACCAUUGGAGGAAUCAACUUUGAAGCGGAUCAAGACCCAGGAGGUGCAGCACAUUUUGUUCCUUCAGGGCCUAGCUGGGGAUUCAGUAGCACUGGACAUUUCUGGGAUGUUAACACCACCUCUAAAGACUACAUAGCAACUAAUAUAUCUAUACUCGGGAUGAACAACUCUGAGUUGUACACAGAUGCACGCCUCUCUCCUCUUUCUCUCACGUAUUAUGGACGCUGCUUCGGCAGUGGAAAUUAUACUGUGAAGCUUUACUUUUCGGAGAUUAUAAUCAGAGGCAAUAGAUCUUUUUCUAGUCUUGGAAGACGGAUAUUCGAUGUUUAUAUUCAGGAGAAGUUAGUGUUGAAGGAUUUCGACAUUGAAAAGGAUGCCCAAGGGGUUGAUAAGCCAGUCAUCUGGGCAUUUAAAGCAGUUGAGGUUAAGAAGAAAACUUUAGAGAUCCGAUUUCAUUGGUCUGGGAAAGGGACAACAGCUUCCCCAAACAGAGGAGUAUAUGGUCCCCUUAUUUCAGCUCUCUCUAUAGAAUCAGAGUUCAAGCCUCCUCAUGAUAGCAAGACAUGGGUAUUUAUUGUGGUGGGAGCUUCGGUUUUGUGCCUCAUUCUGUUGAUUUUAAGCAUUCUUUGGUGGAGAGGCUGUCUGGAUAAGAAGACAUCAAGAGAAGAAGCUCUGAGAGGACUGGAUCUGCAAACUGGCUUUUUCACCUUCAAGCAAAUAAAAGCUGCAACUAAUAACUUUGAUCCUGUAAACAAAAUUGGGGAAGGUGGUUUUGGAUCUGUGUACAAGGGAAUACUACUGGAUGGUACUAUAAUUGCAGUAAAGCAAUUAUCUGCAAAAUCAAAGCAAGGAAAUCGUGAAUUUGUGAACGAAAUAGGCAUGAUUUCUGGUUUACAGCAUCCAAAUGUCGUGAGAUUGUAUGGAUGUUGUGUUGAAGCAAAUCAGUUACUUUUGGUAUAUGAAUACAUGGAGAACAAUAGCCUUGCACAUGCUUUGUUUGGUCCAGAGGGAGGUCUGGACUGGCCUACGAGGCAGAAAAUAUGCAUAGGCAUAGCAAAAGGUCUGGCAUAUUUGCAUGAGGAAUCAGCACUGAAGGUUGUCCACAGAGAUAUUAAAUCUACGAAUGUAUUACUGGACCAAGACCUUAACGCUAAGAUCUCAGACUUUGGUCUGGCCAAGCUUGACGAAGAAGAGAAUACCCACAUUAGCACCAGAGUUGCUGGAACUAUAGGAUACAUGGCGCCUGAAUAUGCACUAUGGGGUUAUUUAACAUACAAAGCAGAUGUAUACAGUUUUGGUGUUGUCGCAUUGGAAAUUGUUGUUGGAAAGAACAACAUGAAAUUUCGAGCAGAUGAGAACUUUGUAGGCCUUGUGGAUUGGGCCCUUGUUUUACAACAAAAAGGGAAUCUAAUGGAGCUCGUGGAUCCAAGGCUGGGGUCCGAUUUCAGCAAGGAAGAGGCAAUUAGAAUGGUCAAAGUAGCUCUGCUAUGCACCAAUCCGGCACCAGCACUUAGGCCAACGAUGUCUGCAGUAGUGAGUAUGCUUGAAGGGAGGAGCGUUGUUCCUGAAUUGAUUAUGGAUCCAAGUAUCUAUGGUGAUGAGACGAGGUUGACUGCCUUGAGGGACCGGUUUGAGAAGUUUGCAGCAGAAGACAGCUCAUCAAGUGGAACUCAGAGCUUCUUGCGUGGAUCAGAUGCAACAUCGAUUGGUUGUUCUGCUACUGCUACGUCUUCAGAUCUCUACAAAGUUAGUCCUACUUCUUAGUAAUGUAGACACACAGGAAUGUUACCUCACUUGUCUUUUGGAAAACGUAUUGCACACAUGAAUUCACAUGGCAAUGAUCAUAAUAGGAAAUGUAGCACCAUUUUAGUAAGAACUGUAUUGCAAUUGACCAGCCAUCUUC